Gigantopelta aegis is the source of this 1832-nucleotide messenger RNA. Its product is annotated as GTPase IMAP family member 7-like. Gene Ontology annotation, molecular function: GTP binding. The transcript has 2 exons. The record is from RefSeq and is a predicted model, not a curated record. Bases 291 to 1319 code for a protein of 342 amino acids. NCBI's taxonomy places the organism in Eukaryota, Metazoa, Mollusca, Gastropoda, Neomphalida, Peltospiridae.
UUGGCAGUUACUCUGUCAGUGAGGUGUAUGCCACCUCUUUCUAGGUUUGACGUUACCAUUUUAAAAAAAGAACGCUUGAAACAGGACAGUAAUUACAGUGACAGUGCUUCGAUGGGCCCGCAUGACGUGAAGCUAUGUAACAACAACUGUAACUACACCCAGUCCCCGUACAAAGCUUCUAAUUUAGACUGACUGACUGGCUGACUGUAAAGCACUUGUUGACAGCUAAUAACAUUCAGUCCGAUUUAAAGAAGAAAAGUCAAGUUGAGAAUUGGCGUAGCUAACAAGGCAUGAUGGAAGGAGAGUACGACUUUCUGAAGAACGAACUUCGUAUUGUUUUGAUUGGCCUCACUGGUUCGGGGAAAAGUACUUCUGGAAAUGCUAUCCUUGGCCUUGACAGGAAUCAUGGCUUCACGUCGCAGCCUAGUGCUAGAUCGGUGACAUCAGUAGGCUGUAGAAAGGCUACACGGUUUGGCCGUGAUAUUCUGGUCACUGAUACGCAUGGCAUGUACAAUACUCGCCUUUCCCAGGGGGAGGUCACCAAGGAGCUUAUCCAGUGCAUCACACUAUCAGCACCAGGUCCUCACGCCUUCGUCAUGGUUCUUAGACUCAAGAGAUUCACCUCAAAAGAGCAAGCUGCAAUUGCUUACUUCAGAGAUAUAUUUGGUCAAGAUAUGCUUAAAUAUCUGUUCGUGCUCUUCACUGGACUUGACGUCCUUCAAGCAGAUAACGUCAGCCUGGACGAAUUUCUAGAAAAUGUAACAGGACCUCUUAAGGACCUGAUCAGAGAAUGUGAUGGCAGGUAUACCGCAAUAAACAACCGAGAAAGGAAUCCUGGAGUGAAAGAAGGCCAGGUUAAGAAGCUGGUGGAUAUGAUAACGUCUAAUGUGGACAAACACAGUGGAAGCCAUUUUACAACAGAAAUGACGAAGACAGCAGAGCAAGAGGUUCGUAAACGGGAAGAGAUCAUACGACAGGAGAAAGAUGAAGAAGUUCGGAAGGCAAAAGAAAGAAUUCAGAAGGAUACGGUAGAAAGGUAUGCGAAACGACAAAAGGAGAUGGUGAAAGAAAAUGAAAGGUUCAAGGUCGACAGCGAGGGACUGAAGGAGAAACAAGAACUUGAUAAGGACGAACUUGAAAGAAUCUUGGCUGGACGCCUUGCAGCAUACAAACGGAUAGAGGAACAAUUUGCCAGAUCAGCAAGAAACCAAAUCAGGUAUGAAAUCGAGACAGAUGACUCGUUCAUAGGAACUGUCGGAAAUGCAGUGUGUAGUGUCGCUGGAGCCUUGAUACAUCCUUUUAAAAACCUUUUGCUAUAGGAAAACGAAUUGAAAACAUAUAAGCUACUCACAGUCACAACAUUAAAUGUGGUUUUAUUAUUUAGUAAAAGAAAAACGAGAGGGCGGGAAGAAAAAAAAAUGUUUUUAAAAUAUGGCAGUAUUAUUGUGGGGUUUUUUUCUGAUAUUAUUUACAUGCUAUUGAACAAAUGUGUUUUUAAAAAUAGCAUUUGUUUAUUCAUGGUGUUACCGACGUUCGAUGUUUUAUGUCCAUGGUCUACGUAAAAUGAAAUAAUAGUUGGAUAGUAAAUAUAUAUUUUAAAAAAUACUCAGCUAGACAAAAAAGGCAUUUCUAAACUGAAAAUUGCACCUUUUUUAUCUCCUACCUCCACAACCCACCCCUCGUCCACUCUUAUUACAGUCAUCACCAUUAGAGAACAUUGAUUAAUUAAUCAUCGGCUAUUUGGUAAUUCCGACUCGUAGUCGUCAGAGGAAACCUGCUAUAUUUUUCCUAAUGCAUGAAGGGAUCUUUUAAUAUGCACUUUCCCACAGACA